Hevea brasiliensis (rubber tree) is the source of this 1622-nucleotide messenger RNA. Its product is annotated as probable protein phosphatase 2C 60. The coding region runs from base 295 to 1380 and encodes 361 amino acids. Gene Ontology annotation, biological process: protein dephosphorylation. The transcript is spliced from 12 exons. Lineage: Eukaryota; Viridiplantae; Streptophyta; Magnoliopsida; Malpighiales; Euphorbiaceae. The record is from RefSeq and is a predicted model, not a curated record. Gene Ontology annotation, molecular function: cation binding; protein serine/threonine phosphatase activity.
ACGACUUAUUAAAACUCAACAGUAGAAACCGUAACAGUUAAAUCCAGAGCGUUCUAAUUUUCCAUUUCUAUCAAGAUUUCAAAAUCCUUAUUCACAUCAGAAUACAUCAGUCACCGGAGCUCCAAAACAUCAUCAUUUCUCGAUCAAGUUUCUAUCUUUUUCUAGUUUUAUAUUCUUCUCUUACCAAAGUCUUCCUUAGUUUUGGGAACAUUUCAGUUCUACGUACCGUUCGCUCUUUCUGAUCCUUUGCUUCUGAUCUCAAGCUCCGUACGCAGCCCAGUUGGGCAGAUUGAGAUGGGUAUAUACCUCAGCUCUCCUAAAACAGAGAAAUUCUCAGAGGAUGGUGAGAAUGAUAGGCUCAGAUAUGGUCUGUCAUCCAUGCAAGGUUGGCGUGCAACAAUGGAAGAUUCUCAUGCUGCACUGCCUGAUUUGGAUGCUUCCACUUCAUUCUUUGGUGUUUAUGACGGCCAUGGAGGUAAAGUAGUUGCAAAAUUUUGUGCGAAGUUUCUUCAUCAGCAGGUCCUGAGGAGUGAAGCAUAUUCAGCUGGAGAUAUUGGAACUUCUGUGCAGAAAGCAUUUUUCAGAAUGGAUGAGAUGAUGCGUGGACAAAGAGGAUGGCGGGAAUUAGCUGUUUUGGGUGAUAAAAUAAAUAAGUUCACGGGCAUGAUAGAAGGGUUGAUAUGGUCUCCAAGGGGUAGUGAUAGUAAUGACCAACCUGAUAAUUGGGCUUUUGAAGAGGGCCCGCACUCUGACUUUUCUGGACCGACUUCUGGGAGCACAGCUUGUGUUGCAAUUAUUAGAAAUCACCAACUUGUUGUUGCGAAUGCUGGUGAUUCUCGAUGUGUGAUAUCUAGAAAAGGCCAGGCAUAUAAUCUGUCUAGAGAUCACAAACCUGAUCUUGAGGCUGAGAAAGACAGGAUUCUAAAAGCUGGUGGUUUCAUACAUGCAGGACGGGUCAAUGGCAGUUUGAAUCUUGCAAGAGCUAUAGGUGACAUGGAAUUCAAGCAGAAUAAAUUUUUGCCUCCAGAAAAACAAAUUGUAACAGCCAAUCCAGACAUAAACACUGUUGAGCUUUGCGAUGAUGAUGAAUUUAUUGUGCUAGCAUGUGAUGGAAUAUGGGACUGCUUGUCAAGCCAGCAACUAGUAGAUUUUAUUCAUGAACAACUCAGAACGGAAAGCAAGCUUUCUGUAGUGUGCAAUAGAGUACUGGAUAGGUGUUUGGCACCAUCAACGGCAAGUGGUGAAGGAUGCGACAACAUGACUAUGAUCUUGGUGCAGUUUAAGAAACCAAUCCAGCGCACUGCCUCUGCAAAUGAGCAAUCCUCUGCAACUGAAUUUACUGACACUGAAUCUAAACAAAAGGAAAACGAAUUGAAGUAGCCAGCAUCUGUUGAUAUCUCAUCAGAUGCCACCAUUGUGCAGCUCUGUGGCACGAAGAAUGUUCAAGGGUCCUUAGUUUUCUUGAAAAGUUGGGUCCUGUUUAUAUCUUUGUAGAUGGCUUAACAUGAAUGGAUGAAAUAUUAAGAAAAAUUGUUCCAUCUUCAUUCAUCAAUAUGCUAGUGUGUGCUUUAACUUUGAAUCGCAUUAUCACAUUCAAUAACAUGUAUAGCUCUUUGAGUGCA